ACACUUCCUGAAAGCGACACAGCAAAACGCCUUUCGCGAUCGAUAUUCGUCGGAUAUUCGCCUGCAUGGGCAAAAUGAACGUUUUCUGAUAGUAUAACAGAGAUAGAGAGGGUUGCUAAAAGUUUAAGAAAGACAUAGUGAUAAAAAAAGAUCCCUCCUUCGGGAAUUGCUUGUGUCACACUCGUUUCCAAACAAACGAAACUGAAGCGUUCAUGCAUGGUGUCAUUUUAAUGGAAAAAUGGCAGAUAAAGCUUCACUCGAUCGGGAAUCUCUCAGAUGCUCCAUUUGUCUGGAUCUCUUCAGAAACCCGGCGAUUAUUCCCUGUGGACACAGUUUCUGCUCGGACUGCAUCGCAGGUGUGUGGGAUCGGGAUCGGGAUGUGUGCAGAUGCCCUCAAUGCAAACACACGUUUAACCGCAGACCUGUUCCCAUUGACUGGCUCCACGUGAACGAACUUUCCGAGAAGCUGAUGAAGAUGAGAAGCAAGCAGGCUGAGGAUGACGAAGAUGUGAGCUGUGACUCCUGCACCUCGAGAACGAGCAAAGCCGUCAGAUCCUGCCUCACCUGUCUCGCCUCUUACUGUGAGUCUCACCUGGAGAAACACAACGAUCUGCACGGCUGGAGGAAACACCAGCUGACGGACUCAGCCACGGAUCUCCACGGCAAAACCUGCUCUCAGCACGGCAAACUCAUCGAUGUUUUCUGUCGCACUGAUCAGCAGUGUGUCUGUCUGCUGUGUGCGAUGCAUGAACACAAGAGUCACGACACCAUCUCAGCGUCUGACGAAAGAGCAGACAGACAGAGGAAGUUAAUGGAAACGCGUGUGAAGUUUCUGCAGAACAUCCAAGAUGGAGAGAAGGAUUUUAAAGAGCUGACGCAGGCGGAGGAGUUGAUCCGACGUUCAGCGCAGACAGCAGUCGCAGAAAGUGAGCGAGUCUUCAGCGAGGUGGUGUCCGGCGUUCAGGAAACAUGCUGUCGUGUGAAGGAACUGAUCGCAGAUCAACAGAGAGCUGAACUCAGUCACAUUGAAGGACUUCAGGAGAGAGUCCAACAGAAGAUCGCUGGCAUGAAGAGGAAGGUGUCUGAUCUUGAUCAGCUCAUGACCUCUGGAGAUCACAUUCAUUUCCUGCAGAAUUGCCCAUCUGACUGUGAAGAAUCCUCGUCUGAAGAAUUUGAAGAUCUUUCCAGCGUUUCUGAACAUCCAGAUGCUUUUUAUCACAACGUGAGGAUGCUGGUUUCUAAAAUGCAAGAGCGUUUGAUGGAUGUCACCAAAACGACAGAGAUCGAGAUCAAGUUCAAGUCUCUAAAAGUUUUGCCUCCUGUUGGAGGAACUGUAAAACUGUCUUCAACUCCAGCGUUUGGUAAAAAAGACGAGCGGCGGUAUUGUGAUAUCAGCCUGGUGAAGAACGAAGACACAUCUAAUGUCUGUAAUCCGCUUUCAACUGUUCAGAAGGAAAUCUUCCGUUUUGGGGAGCCAGAAUUUAACUUCAGUUUUCAGCAUUUUCCCUCUAAACCAUAUGAGCCAUAUACGAGCCAAAUAUAUGAGCCAGCUGUACCAUUACCGGAUCUUAUUGACAUCUCGACUGGAGAGGAAAAUGAGCGCGUAGUUUUCAGUCACAGAGCCAAACUGUUCCGCUUCGACAGAGAAUCGAUCGAGUGGAAGGAAAGAGGCGUUGGCGAAAUUAAAAUACUUCAAAAUGAUAAACCCAGAAGUGCAAGACUCGUGAUGAGGAGAGAGCGGGUUCUGAAAUUAUGUGCAAACCACUGGAUUGCCUCAAAUAUGAAGCUCGAGCCAGUGAAAUCGAGCGGGAAAGCGUGGACGUGGAAUGCGCUGGACUUUGCUGACGGAGACGGCGUGGAUCAGACGUUAGCGGUGCGGUUUAAACUGCAGGAGUCGGCCGAUGCCUUCAGGGAAAUCUUUGAGGAAGCAGUGGCCGCCGCAUCCAGGGUAUCAGAAACAGAAGAAGAUCGUGAGGAGGCAGUCAAACCUUUAAAAGGAGAGUUGUGUCCUGGUCUGUCCGUGCGAGGAGAUUCCUCCGCUGGUCAUGAUGCAAAUCUUCCCGGGGAAAAUGCUGGAGAUGCAACAGAGAUGCAAAGCAAAAAGAGUGAUGAUGAGGAUGAUGAUGAUGAUGAUGAGGAAGAUGAGGAGGAUGAUGAGGAGGAGGAGGAGGAUGAUGAUGAAGCACCUACACAUGUGGAGCUUCCAUCGGUCGAGGAGGACGAAGAGGAGAUGUUGUUGAAGGAGAAGGUCAAACUUUACCACUGGGACUGUGAUAUUAACAAGUGGAAAGCCUGUGGUGAAGGAGACAUUGAGAUCCUUUUCCAUCCCUCGAGGAAGAUCUACCGCUUAUUUAUGAGGCGAGAAGGGGAUAAAAAGGUGUGUGUGAACCACUGCAUCACCAGAGCCAUUCACCCGAAACCAUUGAGCACUUCUGCAAACACAGUGACGUGGACCGCUGCUGACUCUUCAGAGGGAGAUGCUGUAUUACGGAGGUUUACUGCCAAGUUUAAGAUGCCGGAACUGGCUGUUUCUUUCACAAAAACUUUAACAGACUGUAAAAGUCACAUGUGAGAGUUCACGCAAACUUUGCAAAAGUAAAGCUGCCUUUCCUAUCUAAUAACCUAGCUCAGAGGUCACCCUGAACGAGAAUGUUAGAACAAUGAUGUCAUGUCACAUUGACUUGAUCAAGCCAUUCAAACGAUGUAAAUAUAUAUUUUUCACAGUUUGAAUAAGUAUUGAGGGAAAUAAUACUUCUAUUUGAAAAAAAAAACUUGUUUAAAUAAUUUGCACUGUGACAAAGUUAUUUUUGCUCCACAUAUGUAAAGGUCUUUGGUUUUUGUCUGGAGAAAAUAGAUGAUGUAGUCUUUGAAUAAACACGAUUUGUGUAAACACAUUUA
Molecule: messenger RNA, 2898 nt
Organism: Pimephales promelas (fathead minnow)
Lineage: Eukaryota; Metazoa; Chordata; Actinopteri; Cypriniformes; Leuciscidae
Product: E3 SUMO-protein ligase RanBP2
Biological process (GO): intracellular transport
Cellular component (GO): cytoplasm; nuclear pore
Molecular function (GO): GTPase activator activity; zinc ion binding
Source: RefSeq, a predicted model, not a curated record